AUGUCUGGAGAAUUCAACGCUGUGGCCAACACAGCCAUCGGGGUGGGUGUCGACACUCUCCCCAGUGACAGCUCGGGUACUGAGGGAGGUGACAGCGGGGCCUCUCAGUGGCAACCAGCAGUUUGGGUCUCCCAGCAGUUGGGUCUCCCAGCAGUUGGGCCUCCCAGCAGUUGGGCCUCCCAGCAGUUGAGCCUCCCAACAGUUGAGCCUCCCAACAGUUGGGUCUCCCAGCAGUUAGGUUUCCCUGCUGGGCCUCCAGCAGUUGGGCCUCCCAGCAGUUGGGCCUCCCAGCAGCCUCCAGCAGUGGGCCUCCCAGCAGUUGCCUCCCAGCAGUUGCCCUCCCAGCAGUUGGCCCCACUCUCCCAGCAGGGCCUCCCAGCAGUUGGGCCUCCCAGCAGUUGGGCCUCCCAGCAGUUGGCCCUCCCAGCAGUUGUCCUCCCAGCAGUUGUCCUCCCAGCAGUUGGGCCUCCCAGCAGUGGGCCUCCCAGCAGUUGGGCCUCCCAGCAGUUGGGCCUCCCAGCAGUUGGCCCUCCCAGCAGUUGUCCUCCCAGCAGUUGUCCUCCCAGCAGUUGGGCCUCCCAGCAGUUGGGCUUAGCCGUUACCCCAGAAAAAUAA
Homarus americanus (American lobster) is the source of this 615-nucleotide messenger RNA. Its product is annotated as gibberellin-regulated protein 14-like. The transcript is spliced from 2 exons. The record is from RefSeq and is a predicted model, not a curated record. Lineage: Eukaryota; Metazoa; Arthropoda; Malacostraca; Decapoda; Nephropidae. The coding region runs from base 1 to 615 and encodes 204 amino acids.